AUGAGAACCCCAACUAAAAAUAAAAAUAAGCUAUCGCCAUCCACAAGCGCGACGGAUAAAGAGACCGAGGCAGAGUUGCCCUCUGUACGAGAGCCUGCCCCGACUCCGGUUAACGAAGCGCAGAUAAGUAUGGGGGAGAAGGAAGCCACCAUGUCGCAAACAGAAGUGAAAAGGCUGUACGUGCUAGUAAGGGACGGAGAAAUCCAAACUAAAAGCAAGAGGGAGGAUCAGCCGACCAAAGACACGAACAAAGCGGAAGCCAAGGAAGGGGAAUUGGAAUUGGACAAAAGAAUAGAGAAACUGGAGACAAUUAGCAAAAGCUUUGAAAAAAUGGUUACAGAAAGUGAAGAGAGAGUUAUGGCAAAGUUGGGGGAAAUCAGAAGUUAUGCUGAAGUAGCAGCAGUAGCAAGGACUGAGCCUAGGAAUGACUGUGCCAGAACUGUAAGCAAUGACCGAAGGGAAACUGGACUGUAUUCCUUGUUGAGCCCGGGGAAGAAACCGAAGCUGCUGAGGAUACAGUCCAAAAAAUUAGAUGCUCUCUUAAUGCAAGAGACAAUGGAUUCAAAAUUGAAAAACUCCAAAAGAUAA
Pieris macdunnoughi is the source of this 588-nucleotide messenger RNA. Lineage: Eukaryota; Metazoa; Arthropoda; Insecta; Lepidoptera; Pieridae. The record is from the annotation of a GenBank genome assembly.